Helicoverpa armigera (cotton bollworm) is the source of this 3244-nucleotide messenger RNA. RefSeq lists its product as uncharacterized. The transcript has 3 exons. The record is from RefSeq and is a predicted model, not a curated record. Bases 479 to 2680 code for a protein of 733 amino acids. Lineage: Eukaryota; Metazoa; Arthropoda; Insecta; Lepidoptera; Noctuidae.
CUGUCUUUUGUAAAGGGGAAUGCCCAAUCGAGGCCCUCAGUGGACAACGGACUACAGAAAAAAUAGUUUAUGCAUAAAUUUUUUCAUAAUAAAAUAUGAUUUUACAUUCUUCCAUAUAUGCGCCAUUAAAAUCCACAACAAUUAGGUAUUUAAAAAAAGUAAGUUUACUGAUAAAAUAAGCUGUAUUUUCUAAUUUAACGCUAGCAAAACAUUGCCAGCCACAAAAUAAUAUUUUAAAUGUUAUGAACUUAUGACUUAUUAAGUUUAUUGUAAUCGAUUUAUGAACAAAUACAAUACAAUACCCACGGGACUUUGCGGAUAUUUUAAGGAACUUACUUUAAUAAAAUAACUUAACUUAACUUUAGAAAACUAUAUUUGAAAGAAUAAAAACCAGUUUUCACUUUUAAUGUCUUUUUUCGUCGUUGUGACAACACCGAACUGAAUCUGACAUAGACAGUUCGCUUGUUGCUUACGCUCAAUGUGGAUGUGUUUUGAUUUUUCUUCGAUUCCUCGUACUACCUGGCUUUGUUAUAUGGACUUGAUUCGGAUUAUUACCAACGACUUUGGCUUUGUUUUGUGGAUUUUGUUCUUACCUUCAACGACAACUUUGUCUUUGGAAUCAAGGAUCUUGGCUGCUUUCGAUUUUGGAUACCGAUCGAUAACGUUAUAUACAAUGCCUGAAAACCAUUGUGUGAAUUGUGGGUUUAACUUGACCGAGGCUCAAGAGCAUACCUUGGAGCCAGAAGAAAUAAGCGUCAUACAGCAGUGGGUUGCCCCACGGCAGGUGUCAAGAGAUAAUCUUGUUUGCCAUAACUGCUGGUUGGUAGUAACUGAAACCUUUGCUCCUCAACAAGAGCUGGAAGGAUCUGUACGUCAAAAUAGCUGUAUCAAUUGUGGACGGUCUGUUAGACGUAUAAGAAGUCACUCAAUAAGAACAGAUACAGAUAGAGAAAGCCGCAUUAGAAAUGUAAUAAUGGAAUGGAUUCAACCUCGAGAGGUUUCAUCAUUAAGUCGCAUCUGUCAUCCUUGCUGGCACAGAGCCGACAGAGCCGCUAUACAUUUUGUACAAGAAUCAGCAUCAACAUCUUCAGCUUCAACAACUGAAUCAGAAAUAAUUCUACCCAGUUACACAAGGGCUGCAAAUACAGAAAGGUGUUGUAUUUUUCCAGACUGCCAUGAACCUGAAAGAAUGCAUAUUCCUACAUCAAUUCGUGUGAGAUUGCUAUGUGAUUUAUCUUUCUAUGUUCCUCAAAACUGCCGUAUCUGUAACUUUCACCUGACAAAUCGUACAUGGGAUAGUUUAAUUGUAGAAAAUGGAAACCAUACCUUCACCGCUGCAUUUAUUGAAGAUUUGCUAUCAUUACUAAAAAACCAAAUAGGCAAUAAUAUCGAUUUUGAAAAUAUUGAAGAUAGCGAUGAUCAUUUAGUUUAUUAUUGGCUUGGUAUGUCUAAACAUCAAUUUAGAAGAAUAUUGGAAGAGGUUCCUCGACUAAAUAAUAGCCACAGAGGAGCUACUGGACUGGCAGCUUAUUUAACAAAGCUAAGAACUGGUGAUUCAGAUCAAAGGCUUUCUACAUUAUUUAAGGUACCUAGAAGUACUUUAGAAAGACUAAUGAAUAAUGCAAGGGAACUUCUUACCCAAGAUUUUGUACCACAAAACUUAGGCCUGCAGCAUGUUACUAGAGAAAACAUUGCACAGAGGAAUUUAAUAAUCCCUAAUGGAUUAUUUGGAAGCACAAAUCAAGUUAAACCUAUUGUAAUCAUGGAUGGAACUUAUGUGUACAUUCAAAAAAGCUCAAACUAUAAAUAUCAAAAACAAACAUACUCUCUGCACAAGUUUAGGAAUUUAAUGAAACCAUUUAUUAUAACAUGUUGUGAUGGAUAUAUAUUAGAUGUCAUGGGCCCCUACCCCGCAACAACAUCAGAUGCUGAGAUUCUUAAAAAUGAAUUCAGUUCACACGAUGCACCAAUGAGGAGAUUUUUUGAACCAGGUGAUGUAUUUAUAUUAGACCGAGGUUUUAGGGACGCAAUACCACUUCUAACAGAAUGUGGGUACUCUGUUAAAGUUCCAGCAUCACUUGAGGAAGGCGAAUCACAAUUAUCCACUAUUGAUGCUAAUAACUCCAGGAAAGUGACUAUUUGUCGCUGGGUUGUUGAGGUCAUAAAUGGUGUGUUUAAACAAACAUUUAAAUUGUUUCGGCAAGAAUUUUUCAAUCGGGCAUCUACUCACAUGAUGCAAGAUUUUGCAGUAGGUGCAGCAUUAAUUAAUAGGUUUCAUCCAAGGAUAUUAGAUAGACCGGAUGCUGCUCAAAUAUUAUCAAUAAUUAAUGAGAGAAUGUAUAUCCAUAAUACUUUAGCAGAUUAUAUUAAUCUAUAUCAUUUAAAUCGCAGAAGGGCUCAAUUUGUUAACAUUACCGUUGGCUCUGACAAUUUAAAUGACUUCCCAAGAUUAACAAUGGAUGAUUUAAUAUUAAUUGCAUGUGGGACCUACCAAAUAAAACAAGCUAGAUCAUAUUAUGGAGAACAUAUAAGAGCCAACGGUAUGUACAGUAUUGAAAUAUGUAGAGAACAAAAUAGCAACCUACCAAGCGAAUUACUUAAUGAAAACUGCUGGCUUUUGCGUGCCAAAAUACAAAGCAGACAUGUGAGCCGUAAGAUAUAUUUUGUUUAUCCAAACUAAUAUUAUAAAUGCGAAAGUAACUCUGUCUGUCUGUCUGUCUGUCUUUCUGUCUGUCUGUCUGUCUUUUCUUCACGCCUAAACUACUGAACCGAUUUGUGUGAAAUUUGGUACAGACAUAGUUUGAAACUUGAGAAAGGACAUAGGAUAGUUUUUAUUACAAAAAAAAAUUAUAAUAAAAUUAUUCCGGACAUAUAGCGCCAUCUAUUGGUCAAAUCAAAAAUCUGCUGGUAGUCACUAUAUAUUCCACGCGAACGAAGUUGCGGGCAAAAGCUAGUAUUAAAAUAAAUAAUACUUAUGCCGGCAGAAAUGCAAUAGAAGAAUAUGCAUGUAAUUGUAUAAUAGGAAAACGCACGGUAGGUUGCUGUGCACACAUUAUGACUGUGCUUUGGUAUAUAGGUUGGGCAAGAUAUGAAUCAAAUAUUUGCCCACCUGCACCAUUUUUAGAUAAUCUGCUAAUUGUAUAUGACAACGAAGAAAAUAUAGAUAUAUAAAAUAGAACAUGUGUUUUUUUAUAUCCUCUUAACUAUAAUCUGAUAAAAAUAUAUUAGAAACAUCCCUCCUAUU